AUGCCGUUUGAUUAUAUUCCGUCAGGAGCAGGACAAACCGAUCAAUGCCAAACACUUCAUGCGACAUUGAAACAUGUCUUAGGUGAUAGUACGAAUACUAGCUCGGAACAUGAAUCAUCAAGAACGCCCUUAGGAGAUCGCAUUCACAGAUUACAAAAAGCAGCUGUAAUUCGUCAAUACCAACAAGAAAUACAACGUAAACUUCAAUUGAUAGAAGAUUCAUCUGCUAGUAAACGAAUCAAAAUCGAUACGGAUAUAGUGGAUGAAAUUACAAGAUAUCAGCAAGAAUCUACUGACCGAGAGACGGCGAAAUCACGGAGAGAACUGUAUAAUAUGCAGCAUACAUCAUUGAUUCCUCUUAUCAUGGAUGAUGAAUUUGUAUCGUUAUUGAAUUCUUCUUUGGUCGGUGGAGAUCAAUUAUCACAGGACUUGCUAACGUUGUUGAAUAGCAUGGACACUGCUUCUUUGCGUGAACAUCAAUGA
Adineta ricciae is the source of this 483-nucleotide messenger RNA. Lineage: Eukaryota; Metazoa; Rotifera; Eurotatoria; Adinetida; Adinetidae. The record is from the annotation of a GenBank genome assembly.